This is a messenger RNA of Acaulospora morrowiae, 1674 nucleotides long. The record is from the annotation of a GenBank genome assembly. Lineage: Eukaryota; Fungi; Glomeromycota; Glomeromycetes; Diversisporales; Acaulosporaceae.
AUGAUAAUUUCAGUUUUCCUAGCAUUUGUGGCUGUUGUCGCUUUAUCCGCUGGGGUGUCGUCGAGCCCAAUAAAAAGAACCUCAUUGGAUCGAGUAAACCCCUUCGUGGUUGAUGGUAACUCCGGGAUUGCGGCCAUGCACAUCGUUUUAACGGAGCCAAACAAGAUCGUAAUAAUCGACAAAGCCCAGGACGAACCCGUUAGAUACCCCGACGGAACAGCCGUUAUUUCGCUAGAAUAUGAUCUCACUGAUGGUUCAAAGAGGUUCUUGCCAUUAAAAACGAAUACCUUUUGUUCGGCCGGGGGAUUUUUAGCAAACGGGUCGUUGGUUCACACCGGUGGUGCCGAAGAUAGUGGUCCCUAUAAAACUGGAUUCGAAAGUUUACGUAUCUUUAAUCCGUGUCAAGACGGGAAAUGCGAAUGGUACGAAAAUCCAGUGGGUUUAACAUCGAAGAGGUGGUACCCCUCAGUUGUAUCACUAUCGGAUGGGAGGCUAUUUAUCCUUGGCGGUUCAACACAGGCUUCCGGUGUCAAUAGUGAGUCGAUCAACAAUCCCACUUUUGAGUUCUUCCCGAGAACCGACCCAAAUCCUGUUCCUUUCCAAUUCUUGGUCGACACUCUUCCGUACAAUCUCUACCCAGCAAUGCACCUGAUGCCUGGACCACCUGGACAAACCCAGCUCUUUAUUCUUGCCAAUAGAGACAGCAUAAUCUGGGAUUGGAGUAAAAAUACCAUUGUGAAAAAAUUACCACAAACUCCUGGCCCUCCACGAAGUUACCCAUUGACUGGCACAUCGGUCAUGCUACCUUUAGAUCCUGCUGAUAAUUACAAACCUAUAGUGCUUGUAUGUGGAGGUAAUGAAAAGAUGGAUCGAACGAGUCCUGCCUCAGAUUCUUGCGCUAGAAUUGAUUUAUCGAAUUUGGAAACAGCCACUUGGGAAGUGGACAAUUUUGGUGGGAUGGGUAGGGUGAUGCCUGAUGCGGUAAUUCUGGCCGACGGUAGAACCCUAUUCUUGAAUGGUGCCGGACGCGGGAUUGCUGGCUACAACAGUAAGGACAAAAAAACUGGGGUAGUAACACAAUUGGCUGACGAACCUGUCCUCGCACCAGUCAUUUACGACUUUAAAAAACCUUUGGGGCAGAGAUUUGCAACUCAACCCCCUUCUCAAAUCCCUAGAUUAUACCACUCUGUGGCAACUCUUAUUCCGGAUGGUCGCGUCUUCGUCACCGGAAGUAGUCCACAGAUAAACGUUGUAACGAAUAACACCCAAUUUCCUACCGAUUUUCGCGUAGAAUACUUUAGUCCUUCUUACAUUACACAAACCAAGUAUCCCCGCCCCACCAUAACGAGCGUGUCCGGAAAUAAGAACCUUAAUAAAGGUGCCAUAAAAGUCAAAUAUGACCAAGAUGUAACGGCGACCCUAAAUCUUAAGGCACAAACUGGGGUAUUCACAGCUGCGUUGAUUCACUACGGAUUCGUGACACACUCGACUCACAUGUCUCAGAGAUACGUCAUUUGUCAAGUCACGAAUGUCAAACAAAGUGCAACUAACGAGUUUACCAUGAGCGUCAAGAUGCCACCGAAUCCAAACAUGAUCGCCCCCGGGAUAAAUUAUCUGUACAUUAAUAAUCAUGGAAUACCCGCUACUACCGCUAUUCAGGUUUCCAUUUCUUAA